AACUGAUAUCGCACAUAAUCCCCAAGGCUUCGGAGUGGUGAUUUUUUUAUGUGUAACGUUCUGAUCUGAUCUACAUAUUCGAGACGCUGAGCCCAUCUCCAUCUCCAAAGAACUUGAACACUUCAUCAUCUGGUCGAGCUAUCAACAUGGAACAACUCGACACCCCGAUAAGGAACGACUCAUCCCUAACAUCCGAUUGGGAGAGUGGAAACUCAACUGGAUCCCUCUACGACGUUCCACCCUCGGUUGUGAUUCUUUUGUCCUUCUUCUACGGACUCAUCAGCCUCAUGGCCUUCAUUGGCAAUGCCUUGGUCAUUUAUGUGGUGGUGGUGGCUCCACGAAUGCGAACCGUGACCAACUAUUACAUCGCCAAUUUGGCCAUUGCUGACGUGACCAUCGCUUUGUUCGCAAUCCCGUUCCAGUUCCACGCCGCCUUGCUUCAACGCUGGGAUUUGCCUGAAUUCAUGUGUCAGUUCUGUCCCACGGUCCAGAUUCUGAGUGUGAACGUCAGUAUCUUCACGCUGGUAGCCAUCUCCAUGGACAGAUAUCGUGCCAUCAUGUAUCCUUUGCGAAAGAAGCCGAGCAAAUUGUUCUCGAACAUUGUGAUCCUUUGCAUUUGGAUCCUGAGCCUGACCUUUGCUCUUCCUCUGGGUCUGUUCCACACGUUUGGUCACGUUCCAGAUCCCCAGAGUCCCAAUGGGGAGAAACCUUUCUGCUACAUCGACUUUGGAAAUACCACCUCCAAUGCCACCAUGACCACAUUCAAAUACUAUAGUGUGGUGUCAAUUUUCGCUUUCUGCUGGAUGCCCUGGCAAAUCUACGCCACAACCAUGUUGACCAUCCCGGAAGUGAAUAGUUAUCGCUACAUCAACAUCAUUUUCUUCGUCUGUCAUUGGCUGGCCAUGAGUAAUAGUUGCUACAACCCUUUUAUCUAUGGCGUUUACAGCGAGAAAUUUCGUCGGGAAUUUAGCCUCCGCCUCCCUUGUCUCCGGCCAAUUUUGGGCAGUCCAGAAAAAACCGGCGAAACCAGAGGUGCUCCAACCAGCCAAGCCCAAGAGUUCGAGGUCAACGGGGUUCGACAUCUGGCCCAUUCCCAUAACAGUGGUGACUACCCACUUCUCGGAGUGGAUGUGCGACGACCCGGGAAAUCCCCGCGAGGAUCGCGGCCAGACGUUCGGAUGUGUCACAAUUUUGAUUGAAAUAUGGGCUCUUUAUGUUCAGUGUGUGUUUCUUUCUGUAAACUUGUUGGGCACUCUGGAAUUUCUGCCCACUGUUUUCAAGGUGUGCCAAGAAUAAUGGAUCAUAUCCAUGAGCAAUACCAGCUCAUUUUUUGUUGUAAAGGAGGGAACACGAACGGUGAAAGUGAAUUGAGAGAAAGACAGCUGAUCUUUUAAAGGGGUGAUGCCUCGACUUGACGGAACAACAGACUUCUUUCCAAUCUUGUCUGAUUGAUUGGAACAAUGGAACAACGUACCAUAUUGGAAAAGAACCGAUCUUCUGGAAAAGUACAUCCAGACGGAUAACUUUUCACUGCUCUGACAUGCAUAGCACGUACUCAAGAUCCCGUUUCUGGAACUGUCUUAUUCAGAUGGAAAGAGGCGCCAAGAUCUCACUAUGCACCCCUCAGUGUCUCCAUUUCGUGUGCUGUUGUGUACGCCUCAUGUAGAUUUGGCUGCAUUUGAAGUGUAUCAAGUAUAUUCUGGAUUGUUUUGUGUCAUCUAUGGUUCCCUAAACUUUGAUGAUCGAAAAGAUAAUUUCAGACAUAAUCGUCACGCAAUAAUGAUGGGGGAAAAACACACCAAGUUAGGUUGUCUAUUAAACAGCACAUUGCGCUAGUUAUGAAGAAGUCCUCGUCAAUAAAACUCUUUGGGUAUCUAAUAUGAAACACCAAAUUUGAUUACUGGGAUGCAGUUGGAACAUGGUGAGGUAUUUUUGAAAGACCAAUAAACAUGACUUUUGGGAUGAAUUUGUCUGUGCAAAUUAUUCGAUUAUUCAACGGAAACAAGGCAGCUCGCGGGCUUACAAAGAGUUGUUGCCUUGACCCAUAACCAUCUGAAGAACCCGAAGAACUAAAGCCAUAGGGUUACCACCAUUUCCACCUCCAAAAAGUCCGCCAAAUCGCUUGAAAGCGAGGCCCACCAUUUUUUGACCCAACUCGGCCAUGUCAUCCGGAAUAAACUUCAAUGAGCAUGGAUCUUG
Molecule: messenger RNA, 2199 nt
Organism: Tigriopus californicus
Lineage: Eukaryota; Metazoa; Arthropoda; Copepoda; Harpacticoida; Harpacticidae
Product: RYamide receptor-like
Biological process (GO): G protein-coupled receptor signaling pathway
Cellular component (GO): membrane
Molecular function (GO): neuropeptide Y receptor activity
Source: RefSeq, a predicted model, not a curated record